CUUCCGCCCUUCCUAGCUGCCCAGCCACGAGUGGCCAUGCUGCCCACACCCAAUGGCAGUGGGCCGAGCCCGGAGUUUGAAGGCCAUUGGCCAAAGGCCUCGGAGAGGUCCCCGUGUGUGGCCGGUGUUAUCCCUACCAUCUACUACAGCAUCCUCCUGAGCCUGGGGCUGCCUGUCAACCUCCUGACCACAGUGGCCCUGGCCCGCCUCGCCGCCAGGACCCGGAAGCCGGUGUACUACUACCUGCUGGCGCUCACGGCCUCGGACAUCGUCACCCAGGUGGUCAUCGUGUUCGUGGGCUUUCUCCUGCAGGGCGCCGUGCUGGCCCGGGAUCUGCCCCGCUCCGUGGCGCACACCGUGAACAUACUCGAGUUUGCCGCCAUCCACGCCUCGGUCUGGAUCGCCGUGCUGCUCACAUUCGACCGGUACAGCGCCCUGUGCCACCCCCUGCACCACCGGGCGGCCUCCUCCCCGGGCCGGGCCCGCCGGGACAUCUCCAUCGUCCUGGGUGCCGCCCUGCUGACGGGCAUCCCCUUCUACUGGUGGCUGGACGUGUGGAGGGACCCGGGCCCCCCCAGCACGCUGGACGAGGCCCUCAAACAGCAGGGGGCGCUGCAGGAUGGGCAGAUGGACCGGGAGCCGGCUUUAUGGGAAGAUCCAAGUUACUGCAAAGAAACUCUGCCCUGGGGCCCGCGGCCAGCGGCCAGCGAGGAGCAGCCGGGUGGGAGGGCUCAGCUGUUCCCCCUGUCACCCUCCUCCACCCGAAGCCACGAGGCCGCGUCCAUCUGCCAGGCUGCAGCUGCAGUUUGCAGAUCAUGCUGGCGGUUGGAAAGGUUUCCCAGCGAGCGUGGCACAGUGUGA
Myotis davidii is the source of this 861-nucleotide messenger RNA. It is a transcript of the gene GPR142, whose product is annotated as G protein-coupled receptor 142. The record is from RefSeq and is a predicted model, not a curated record. The transcript is spliced from 3 exons. Gene Ontology annotation, cellular component: membrane. Gene Ontology annotation, biological process: G protein-coupled receptor signaling pathway. Gene Ontology annotation, molecular function: G protein-coupled receptor activity. NCBI's taxonomy places the organism in Eukaryota, Metazoa, Chordata, Mammalia, Chiroptera, Vespertilionidae. The annotation marks the transcript as partial.